UCGAGGAAACCACUAAACAAGAUGCAGAUGGGCGAUUCAUUGUGGAAAUUCCAUUUAAAGACGACAUGGAGCUGGGUGACUCUCGUAAACAGGCAAUUGCUCGGCUGCUAUCCAUGGAAGCCAAGUUCAAACAGAGUGGAAAGCUUGGCAAUGAUUACAAGGAAUUCAUUCACGAAUACCAAAACCUUGGGCAUAUGAUAAAAGCAAACGAGAAGGUAAAUGGAAAAUACUAUUUGCCACACCAGGCUGUUAUACGCGAGAAUAAAUUAACUACAAAACUUCGUGUUGUGUUUGAUGCGUCAGCCAAAACUUCAAAUGGAAAGUGCUUAAACGAUAUCAUGUUGACAGGACCCAAACUUCAAAGGGAUGUGUUUGAUAUUAUUCUCAAGUGGAGACUAUGGAAAGUGGUAAUCACAGCUGAUGUUGAAAAAAUGUUCCGGCAAAUUAAAAUUUCGGAAAAAGAUAGAGUGUAUCAUCGAAUUUUGUGGCGGGAACAUCCUUCAAAUAAAAUAGAGGAAUACGAGUUGACGACAGUGACAUAUGGUACCGCUUCAGCACCAUAUUUAGCAGUGCGCACAUUAAUUGAAAUUGCCAACAAGUGCUCAAGUAAAAACAAUUGGCUACAAAAAAUCAUAAAGGAAGAUUUUUAUAUGGAUGAUCUCAUGACUGGUGGAGAUUCGGUGAAUCAAU
This is a messenger RNA of Rhagoletis zephyria (snowberry fruit fly), 690 nucleotides long. RefSeq lists its product as uncharacterized. NCBI's taxonomy places the organism in Eukaryota, Metazoa, Arthropoda, Insecta, Diptera, Tephritidae. The record is from RefSeq and is a predicted model, not a curated record.